AGUGAAGAGGGACGCACGAGUCUUUUGGUCCUUGAUUUUUUAAACCAGCCUUGCUGGCGCGCAGAGGAUUUCUAACAUAGAGAGAGAGAGAGAGAGAGAGGCACCUCGAAACGACUACCCUCUUGGUUCUUCCCCUUUUUUUCUGCUUCUGCUUCUCCAAUCUCUAUUUAUUUUUCCGCUUUUUAAUUUUUCGGCCUUCAAUUCGUCUUGUUAAGGAAAAGAAAUUAAGUUCCUAAAGAAAGAAGAUUUUCGUUUCAAAAUUUCCACUCUUUCUUCGCCAUGUCUGUGCGAAGGCGGACCUUGCUGAAGGUUAUUGUUCUCGGCGACAGUGGGGUGGGGAAAACAUCUUUGAUGAAUCAAUACGUACAUAAAAAGUUCAGUCAACAGUACAAAGCUACAAUUGGUGCUGAUUUUGUCACUAAAGAGCUUCAGAUUGAUGACAAACUUGUUACUUUGCAAGUUUGGGACACAGCGGGACAGGAAAGAUUUCAAAGCCUUGGGGUUGCGUUUUACAGAGGUGCUGAUUGCUGUGUUUUAGUGUAUGAUGUUAAUGUGCUUAGAUCAUUUGACACUCUUGACAAUUGGCACGAGGAGUUUCUCAAACAGGCAAGUCCAUCUGAUCCCAAGACUUUUCCAUUUAUAUUACUUGGAAAUAAGGUUGACAUAGAUGGUGGGAACAGCCGUGUGGUUUCUGAGAAGAAAGCGAAGGAUUGGUGUGCUUCCAAGGGGAGCAUUCCUUACUUUGAGACCUCAGCAAAAGAGGAUUACAAUGUUGAUGCUGCUUUCCUAUGUGUUGCAAAAUCUGCACUAGCGAAUGAGCACGAGCAGGACAUAUACUUCCAGAGCAUCCCAGAGGCUGUUUCAGAAACUGAGCAAAGGGGAGGAGGAUGUGCAUGCUGAAAUGGGCUUUCAAAGAAUCAAGAUUGCUUGGUCCUCAUCUUUUUUUCUUUUCUAUCAUAUGAACCAGAGCCAUUCUUUUAUACCUUUCAUAUGUACACUAAGCAGUUGUCAUUGAGACCCUGGUUCAAUAUAUCUUUUUUCUGUUGUCAUUGUAAGAAAGUCGAUCGUUGAAUUGUAUUAUGAAGAUGAACUUGUUGAUGACUUCCCUAUUUGGAAUGACUUGCCCAAUGCUAAAUGCAA
Nelumbo nucifera (sacred lotus) is the source of this 1140-nucleotide messenger RNA. RefSeq names its product ras-related protein Rab7. Gene Ontology annotation, molecular function: GTP binding; GTPase activity. The record is from RefSeq and is a predicted model, not a curated record. Lineage: Eukaryota; Viridiplantae; Streptophyta; Magnoliopsida; Proteales; Nelumbonaceae. Gene Ontology annotation, cellular component: vacuolar membrane.